This is a messenger RNA of Mobula hypostoma (lesser devil ray), 1804 nucleotides long. RefSeq names its product transmembrane protein 120Aa (gene tmem120aa). The transcript has 12 exons. Gene Ontology annotation, biological process: fat cell differentiation. The record is from RefSeq and is a predicted model, not a curated record. Gene Ontology annotation, cellular component: membrane. NCBI's taxonomy places the organism in Eukaryota, Metazoa, Chordata, Chondrichthyes, Myliobatiformes, Myliobatidae. Bases 120 to 1136 code for a protein of 338 amino acids.
GUGAUUGGUCACAGCAUCCUUACCCGGAAGCGUGCGGCCUAUUUUGUUUUGAUGUAGCGCGACUUGUGGAGAAGACGCACCCGGAUCCAAGUCCGGGAGGGGGAUCCGGCGGGAGCAGGAUGGCUUUCCAGGAGUGUUGGGAGGAAUGGGAACUUCUGGACAAGGAUUACCAGAUGUUGCAGGAAACACACAAGCUCUACAAGCAGCAGUUAGAAGAGGUCAUCAAACUUCAGAAUUCAUGCCUCAGUUCCAUUGAACGCCAGAAGAAGAAAUACAAGGUGCUCUCCAAUAAUCUUGGACGAUGUGAACCGUUGGAGAAUGAAGAGCAUACAAGAGACAUUGAAUUCAUCAAGGAGUUGAUGAAGGAAAGGCAAAACAUCUUCUUUGAAAUGGAAGCUUUUCUCCCAAAGAAAAAUGGGUUGUACUUAACUCUGGUGCUCGGGAAUGUGAAUGUGACUCUGCUUAGCAAGCAGGCAAAGUUUGCCUACAAGGAUGAGUAUGAGAAGUUCAAGCUGUGUCUCACCAUCAUCCUUCUCCUCAUCUCCUUCAGCUGCAGGUUCCUGCUGAACUCCAGGGUGGCAGAUUCAGUGUUCAACUUCCUGUUGGUGUGGUACUACUGCACACUGACAAUCAGGGAGAGUAUCCUCAUUAACAAUGGAUCCAGGAUUAAAGGCUGGUGGGUGAUGCACCACUACGUUUCGGCUUUCCUCUCGGGCGUGAUGUUAACCUGGCCCGACUCGAAGAUGUACCAGCUGUUUCGUAACCAGUUCCUCUCGUUCUCCAUGUACCAGAGCUUUGUGCAGUUUCUGCAGUACUACUAUCAGAGCGGCUGUCUGUACCGACUCCGAGCCUUGGGAGAGAGGCACAACAUGGACUUGACCGUAGAAGGAUUCCAGUCAUGGAUGUGGAGAGGCCUCACCUUUCUCCUCCCGUUCCUGUUCUUCGGUCACUUCUGGCAAUUAUUUAACGCAAUCACCCUGUUCAAACUAACAGAGCACCCAGAGUGUAAAGAAUGGCAGGUUUCCAUGUGUGGGAUGACAUUUCUUGUUCUCUUCCUUGGAAAUUUCCUUACAACAGUCCGUGUUAUUUACCAGAAGCAGAAACAGAUGGGGGAAAAGGCCAAGAAACAGUUAUGAGACGCAAGGAAGACCAAGAUCUGGGCUGGUUAUUGUCACACCCCAGUGAAAUGCAGCAGUUUAAAUACACUGUGUUGUGUUGUAGCUUUCUUCUCUUCACUGCCCCUCACCUGUUCUUGCCAGGUCCCACAACAGAUGACCAAGUAGGUGUAUGCAUGCAGAGUAUAUCAGUUCAUGAACUGACACUUAAAAUUACCUCCAAAUAAAGUUGUACAGGCCCACUCAAGAGCACCACAGAAGUACAGUCUAGUAUUUAAUAAGACCUAUUCUUUAUCAUUAUAGCGGUGGGGAAAUGACUAGAGGAGCUACUGUAAGACUAAACUUAACCAGCAAUGCAUUUUGUCAUUACACAUCCGGUACAGUUUGGACUUCCACAUGUGUACAGAAACAUGCAUCUGAUCAAGUUUACACUGGAAUGGUUUUGCUGUCAUGGAUUAAAAAAACUAUUGUACUUGAAAACUAAAGUUUAUUUCAAAUAGCUUUUAAAUGUCUUCAGGGUUAUUUAGAAACUGUACAGAUGCUCAAACUCUUCUCGGGCUUCAAGCAGGUAUAGGUAUUGAUUAUAACCAACAUUUUGAUGACAAACUGCCAUCUUGUUCAGAGAUGAUGUCUGGUGGUAUUUUUACCCCUGUAUUCCGUCCCUCCUGAUUGGAUGAGGACUAACCAAU